Messenger RNA from Vidua chalybeata, 1581 nucleotides. It is a transcript of the gene F11R, whose product is annotated as F11 receptor. Lineage: Eukaryota; Metazoa; Chordata; Aves; Passeriformes; Viduidae. The transcript is spliced from 9 exons. The record is from RefSeq and is a predicted model, not a curated record. Gene Ontology annotation, biological process: cell adhesion; regulation of membrane permeability; establishment of endothelial intestinal barrier. The coding region runs from base 15 to 938 and encodes 307 amino acids. Gene Ontology annotation, cellular component: bicellular tight junction.
GGGGCGGCGGCGCCAUGGCGGGAGCGGAGCGGGGACAGCGGGGACAGCGGGGACAGCGGCACGGGCACCCCCCGGGCCGGCUGCUGCUGCUGCUGCUCGGGGGGCUCGCCGCGCUGGCCGCAGCCCAGGUGACCUCGGAGGACCAGGAAGUGCCGGAGCACAAACCCGUGGAGGUUCGCUGCGCCGCGUUCCGCUCCGGCUCCGGCAGCGCCCGGAUCGAGUGGAAGUUCCAGAGGGGCUCGUCCCUGGUGCUGAUCUACUACGGGGGGGAGCUCACAGAGCCGUACCAGGACCGUGUCCAGUUCUCGCCCACGUCCAUCCGGUUCCGCUCGGUGACGCGGGAGGACAGCGGGAAGUACAUCUGCGAGGUGGUGGCCGAUGGCAGCCACAUCGCCAAGUCCGAGGUCAACCUCAUCGUCCAAGGUGAGGCCACCCUUGCCCCGGGGAAGCCGCUGGCGCACGUGCCCAGCUCUGCCACGGUGGGUGCCCGGGCCGUGCUGCGCUGCUCCGAGGGCCAGGGCUCGCCGCCGCCCACCUUCCGCUGGUACAAGGACGGCACCGAGCUGCCCCCGGACCCCAAAUCCAGCCCCGCCUUCCGCAACUCCUCCUACAGCCUGGACCCGCGCACGGGGGAGCUGAUCUUUGAGCCCGUGGGGGGCUGGGACACGGGCGAUUAUCACUGCGAGGCCUCCAACAACGUGGGCAGCCCCCAGAAAUCCGACGUCUUCCGCAUGGAAGCCAGCGAGGUGAACGUGGGCGGCAUCGUGGCCGCCGUGGUGCUGCUGCUGCUGCUCCUGGCGCUCGCCGCGCUCGGCAUCUGGUUCGCCCACAGGCGCGGCUACUUCGGCAGUGAUGCCGGCGGGAAGAAGGUGAUUUACAGCCAGCCCUCGCGGCGCAGCGAGGGCGAGUUCAAGCAAACCUCCUCGUUCCUGGUGUGAAGUCGCCUCCGCCCCCCCGGACACUUUUUCCCAAUUCCCGGAAUUCCGACGGAUUUUGGGAAUUCCAGCAAGAUUUUGGGAAUCCCAUAGGAUUUUAGGAGUUCUGUGGAAUUUUGGGAAUCCGGCAGGAUUUUGGGAAUUCCAUGGAAAUUUUGGGAAUCCAGCAGGAUUUUGGGAAUUCCAGCGGGAUUUUGGGGAAUUCCAGCGGGAUUUUGGGAAUUCCAUGGAAAUUUUGGGAAUCCAGCAGGAUUUCGGGAAUUCCAGCGGGAUUUUGGGGAAUUCCAGCAGGAUUUUGGGAAUUCCAGCGGGAUUUUGGGAAUUCCCAUGGGAUUUUCGACGCGUUUUUUUUAAAGCCUCACCGGUGCCUUCGCCGCCGCUGCCUCUGGAGCUUGGGGGGCUGGGGGGUCCCUGUGUCCCCUCUGUGUCCCCUCUUUGUCCCCUCUUGUCCCCCUCACUGUCCCCUCCCAUUCCCCCCUUGUCCCCCCCCCCAUUGUCCCCCCUUGUCCCCUCUCUGUCCCCGGGGGGCUCCGGGAGGGGGUGGGGCGGGUGCCACCACCUGGGGACACGUGUCCCACUGGUCCCAGUGGCCCCCCCCCGUACUGGGAGCGUGGGGGGGGUACUGGAAAUAAACCUGUGUCCUUUA